Molecule: messenger RNA, 1284 nt
Organism: Aspergillus steynii IBT 23096
Lineage: Eukaryota; Fungi; Ascomycota; Eurotiomycetes; Eurotiales; Aspergillaceae
Exons: 2
Coding region: 368-1102 (244 amino acids)
Source: RefSeq, a predicted model, not a curated record
UGGAAUAUAUGGAAAGCAAUAUCGAAGUCUUGGGUUUGCCAUUGUUCUUACCAGUAUACAUCGCCAAUGCCACGGCUUUCAUGCCGGUUGCUUCGAGAAUGACUCUGGUCAAUUGACAUCAAUCUCAUUUGACCAGGGCCCAACGGAAAGCCCCGGGUGCCACCUGAAGAGACAGAGGUGGAAUGUAGGACGAAGAAAAUGGGAUGGUAUCACAGCAGGCCAAGUAGGCAUCUCGGCGGCUGCUGUCGGCUAUCGGCGACUACAAUCUACGGAGGCAUACGGCAAGGCCUCGCGCACAAAUACAAUUGAAACAUUUUUGGGACAUUCAAAGUGUCAUUUGCACAACUUCAGUGACCUCACCGCACAGAUGGAUGCCUCUAAGCCGAUCAUCUUUUACGACAUCGCUUCGGCCCCGCCCGCCACUUGCUUUGCGCCCAAUCCCUGGAAAACACGAUAUGCGUUGAAUUUCAAAGGCGUCCAUUACCGGACCGAGUGGGAAGAACUUCCUGAUGUCACCUCGGUGCGCAAGAAGCUCGGCGCGGAGCCCAAUGAGUCCAUAUGGACGGCAGUGCAUUCCACACACUGCCUAUCAUUCAAGACACGGCCACCGACAAAAUCGUCGGGGAUUCGUUCGAGAUCGCGCUCUAUCUCGACAAAACCUACCCGGAUGGCCCGACUGAUCCCCGACGCAACGUUCGGCCUUCAGGCGGCUUUCAAUGUCCAGGUGGAUGCCAUUUUCACCCAGCAUACCCUGCUCGCUCUUCACGGCAUACCGUUGAACCCGGCAACUGCGGAAAUCUCCAAGGCCGAAUUUGCCAGGAGAGCGGGAAAGGCAUGGGACGAGCUGACGGUGCGAGGUGAGGAGCGAACGAAGAUGCUGGAGUCCUUCAAAGCAGCGCCGGGAGAGUUGGCCAAACUCUAUCGGCAAAAAGAUGGCGUGUUUCUAGAUGGCGAUCGCCCCUCGUAUGCGGAUUUGAUCGUGGGCGGCUGGUUGAAGCUUUAUAAGGCAACUAUGGAGGAGUGGGAGGAGCUUGAGUCCUGGCAUGAUGGCCUGUGGAAGCAGCUUUAUCUGGCACUCGAGAAAUAUGCCGAGGUCAAGUAAUAGACUGAGUCAUGCUUGUUAGGUUGUUCCUGGACGAGUCUUCUGCAGAGAAGGCGUGGUAGGGUUUGAGAUGGGAUGAUGCUUGAUCAAAUGACGCCAAUGCUAGAUUAUCUAAACUGUAUCAAUAGGCAAUCAUUUCAGCUGUAGUAGAUAUGCUUUUUACCAAUAUUUAGCUUUCGAGC